Messenger RNA from Schistocerca nitens (vagrant locust), 2852 nucleotides. It is a transcript of the gene mRpL48, whose product is annotated as 39S ribosomal protein L48, mitochondrial. Gene Ontology annotation, cellular component: mitochondrial ribosome. Lineage: Eukaryota; Metazoa; Arthropoda; Insecta; Orthoptera; Acrididae. The transcript has 6 exons. The record is from RefSeq and is a predicted model, not a curated record. Bases 185 to 742 code for a protein of 185 amino acids.
UCGAUUGUUGUCGGUGUUUACUCGAAUGUUAUUGGCUUGGAUCCGAGCUAGAAAGUGUAAAUAAUGUGGGGGCUGUGAGGAAUACAGUGCUGGUGUAUGGCGCAUAAUUCUGAGUUAUCGAAGUUAUUUUUGUUUUAAAGGCGUGUUUUAUAUACUUAUUGAGCAUUCCCAAUCGUCUUAAACAAUGUUGCGCCUUUUGCAAAGAAGUGUCACAAGAUCAUCUCACUUUAAUGACUGUUUGCAGAAGUUCUCAUUGGCACAAAAUCUGAGAGGAAGAGCCCGGAAUUACAGCAUAUACGAACCGGAUUAUUUAGAUGCCUUAAAACCAAAAAUUCCAGUUUAUGAUGCUAUCAACAUUCAGAUAAAAGGCUAUGAUUAUCCUGUUUUGGAACACUAUCAAAAAUUUAUUCACAAUCUCUCAGAAAAUAUGAACAUAGAAGUAGAAGAUGGAUGGGCUUUGCCAGCUCAGACACAAACAGUGCAGCGAUUCAAACCCCAGAGCACUGUUGUUGAUUCAGAAUAUAAACUAUCCAUUUACGAGAGAAAUGUGCAGAUAGUCGAUGUACCUUCUACUACACUGGCAGUUCUUCUUAAUAUCCUGAGAGCUACAUUACCAGAGGGAGUCAAUCUCAGUGUUCAUGAGCAUUCGCCAGAACACGAAGAAAUUCGUUAUGUACCAGAUCAAGAAUUACUUGAGUUGAAAAGCCAAUUAGAAGCUCUUGGGGGACCAAGAAAGAAAUAAUAACAGAAUGAGCUUUUGCACAAUGAUCAGGUACAGUGGACUGCCACAUCCUUUAACCCUUUCACUACAGUGAACUACAGAAGUCAAGAGCCACUCAGCCGGUGGACUGCUGUAGUAUCAUAUUUCUCCACUUCACUACGCUCAACUUGUGUGAAGUUUGACCACUGCACCAUCUAGUGGCUUUGUUCAAAGACCUUAGUUAACAAUAGAGUAACUAUGUGGCAGUUGCAUUCAGUUUCAAAACAUUGGUUUCGCUUGAGUUGGACUGCUCAUUUCCCACCUUGUUUCUAAUCUGAAGUGAAGUUGUUAACCUCAGUUAGUUUCUACUAGAAGUAAUAUGGCAGAUAAGCGAUAUGCUGUUGAGGAAGCUCUUUCUCUCGUACUGGGUAGUGACUCUGAAGAUGAAAGCGAAUCAUCGUCCAAAUCUGACGAUGAACAUGAAACACCCAUUAUAGAUCUUCUACAUCCGGUACACGUGCUACCCCAGCUGUUCCAUUGACAUCACCAGACUUGGAUUUGUGCAUGGAAGAUGAAUCUACAGACAGUGAUGAAGAGGCAUCAGAAUUGCCGAACAAGACAAAACUGACAACUUGAAUCUGAAGAAACACGCGUUCGACGCAGCUACUUCUAGACUGAGAGGCAUCAUAAACAAUGACAGCACGCUCAGUUUCUUUCAGUUGUUCUUUAACAUGGAUAUCACAAAACAUUUUGUGUGAGGAAACUAACAGAAACUUUUCUCAAAUGGUGGCUGCUGGUCGUGUUCCAGAAAGGAUCCAAGGAGUAUGGAGUGACAUAAAUAUAAUUUACAUUCAAUUCUUUAUUGCCACUAUGUUUAUCAUGACAAGAGUAAAGAAAUUGAGCCUGUUUGAAUAUUGAUCUAAGAAUCCAGUUAUUUUCUUAACUGCUACCUAGAAACCGAUUUCAACAUAUCUUGCAGUUUUUACAUUUCGCCAAUAACGAAAAGCCUCAUGACAAUAACUAUUUGAACAAGCUAUGGCCAGUAACUUACCACUUUAGAAAACAAUAUAAGGAACAUUUCUAUCCUUAUGAAAAGUUAUGCAUAGAUGAAAGUCUCCUAUUAUUCAAAGGCAGGCUAAAAAUCAAGCAGUAAUACCUGCUAAACAUAGCCGUUUUGGGAUAAAGAUAUUUGUUAUCUGCAAUGUCCACAAAAAUUUAUAUUUUAGAUUUUAUUGUCUACAGUGGCUCACAUACAGGUAUUGAAAACUAUGACCUUGGUAUCUCAGGAAAUGUUGUACCUACAUUGGUAGAGCCAUAUUUACAGAAGGGACACACCCUGUACUGUGACAAUUGGUAUACGAGUCCUGCCCUGUUCUGGUGGUUGUCUGACCAGGCAACUAAUGCUUGUGGUACAGUCAGGCACACAAGAAAAGGUAUGUCUAAUAUUCCUGAGAAACUAAAGAAAGGGGAGCUUACUUUCUGUUCAGUAUCGGAAUUUCUGUUGGCACUAAAAUGGCGUGACGAAAAAGAUGUAUGUAUGCUUUCGACAGUCCACUCUGCAGAAAUGGUCGAAACAUCGAAGAUGGAUCGUCCAACACGCUAGAAGCAAUUGAAACAUUCAGUAGUAUUAAACUACAAUAAAUCAAUGGGAUCUGAGGGUAAAAGUGGCACAGUAAUAAAGACCUUGGAAAGCAUCAGAAAAUCCACUAAAUGGUAUCACAAACUGUUUAUUCACAUCGUGCACAUGUCCCUUUUCAAUGCUUACUGCUUAUAUAAGAAACUUGUAAUGAACAUUAGCUAUGCCAACUUUCACAUGGUAGUCAUGCAGGGAAUCCUGGAAAAAUAUAAAGUAGAAAAAAGAAGAUCCAGCAGAGCAAAAAUAUCAGCACGUCCCUUGAGACUGGCAGCAGGGCCUCACCUACCUGACGAGUGGAGCAGCUACAGAACUUGCAUUGUCUGCAGAGCGCACAAGAAGCGGAAGCGGACUGAAAUGUGUUGUAAGGAAUGCAAUACGACACUUUGCGCCUUUCCCUGCUUCAUGAUUUACCAUACACAAAAAGACUAUUGAAAUGUAACACAGUGAAAUGAUAUUCUCGUAAUCUAAUCCUACUGAAAUGUAAUGCAAACCAAUUAUAAAUAAAUAUUAUUGAAG